Saprolegnia diclina VS20 is the source of this 1394-nucleotide messenger RNA. RefSeq lists its product as hypothetical. The transcript has 2 exons. Bases 20 to 1291 code for a protein of 423 amino acids. The record is from RefSeq and is a predicted model, not a curated record. Lineage: Eukaryota; Oomycota; Saprolegniomycetes; Saprolegniales; Saprolegniaceae.
CCACGGAUCUUGGUAUAAAAUGCGAGAGGUUUGCAGCGUGAGGUUAAAGGCUGGCGUCGCAUUUCGAGUUUGCGGCACGAUGGCAGAGUCCAAGUCGGAAGGGAUCCCGUACAUUGGGUCCCGCAUUAGCUUGAUCUCCAAGACAGAUAUCCGCUAUGAAGGCCUCCUCUUCAACAUUGACACGCGCCAGAGCAUGGUCGCGCUCCAGAACGUGCGCUCCUUCGGCACGGAAGGGCGCCGGCCCGACCACAUCCCGCCGUCGGACACGGUCCUGCAGUACGCUACAUUCAAGGCGUCCGAGAUCAAGGAUCUCCAUGUAUGCGAAGCAGCAGCGCCGCCGCCGCCGCCUAUGAUGCCGCCCCACGCCAUGCCGCCGGCCCCUGCCAUGCACUACCAGCCGCCGCCGCCCCUUCCGCGACAGCCCGAAGUCGCGCAGCCCACGGCUGCUCGCCCGACGUCGCCAACGAACGCUUAUGCAGCUCCGACCAUCUCCUCGACCCUCCUCACCCCGGGUGCCAUGUCGACGGCUUACUCGGUUGCGGCCCAACAGGUCCAGCAACAGCAGCAGAAGCAGCACCAACAGCAGCACGCGCCCUCCCCGCGACAGCCCGAACGUCAGGACCAAGGUGCUCAGAACGGUGGCAACCGUACGAUCCCUGGUAUGGGCGGCCAUCUCUUGAAGCGCAAGGAGCGUCGCGUUGGCGCCGACACGGGCAUGACGGACAGCGAGAUUGCGGCCGAGUUUGACUUUGCCGUCGGCCUCACGGAUUUCAACAAGGAAGACGAGUACAGCAAGAUGAGCAUGACGAACGCGGAGGCUGUGCGCCCCGUCAUCAAGGGCUCGUACCAAAAGUCGUCGUUCUUUGACACGAUCUCGUGCGACGCACUCGACCGACUGGAAGGCGUCAACGGCCGCCUCCGCGCCCACGAAGAGCGCAAGCUCAACACGGAGACGUUUGGUGCCGUCGGCCUCAACAACCGCCGCGGCUACCGUGGCAACCGCAACAACGGCAACGGCAACGGCAACGGCAACGGCGGGGGCAACCGGAACCGCAACGGAGGCAACGGCUACCCCACCGACCCGCGCAACUACGGCACCAGCAACGGCAACAGCAACGGCAGUGGCAACCGCGAUGGCAAUCGCGAUGGUAACGGCAACAGUAACCGGAACCGGAACCGCAACAACGGCGGCACCGGCGGCAACGGCAGCACCGGCGGCAACGGCCGGGGACGCAACCAGAACAACGGCGGUCGUCAGCCCAUGUACCAGCCCCGCGACCAGCAAGCAUGAAGGAAUCGCAUAGAAGCAGCCAACCAGAAGCGAUACGUAUGACUAAUACAACGUGUUGCUCUGGCUCACAUGACUCUGCUCUCGUGCGACGCUGGAAACCCAA